AUGAUCAAGGAGUUCUCAGUGUGGUGGCGAGAAGGCAAGGUGCCUUUGCCGGAGUACACCCAGCGCCGGAUCACGUGGUGGGACCACAAGCCCCACCUCCCAGAGGAGCUGCAGCUUCAAUCCAGGUCCAAGGAUCGCCACCGCAUCUUCGACGAGCGCUGGCUCUACCUGCGGCGACUGGUGAAGGCGAAGAAAGAGAGGCGAAGAGUCAGGGCCACCGAAUGGGGGGAGGAGAGGAAGAAGCAGCUGGCCGAGAAGGCCCAGAAGAAGCAGGAGCGGCGGGAGCGCGCGCUGAAGGCCAACCCGGGGAAGCCAGAAGGAAACGGAUCAUUUUGA
This is a messenger RNA of Effrenium voratum, 336 nucleotides long. NCBI's taxonomy places the organism in Eukaryota, Dinophyceae, Suessiales, Symbiodiniaceae. The record is from the annotation of a GenBank genome assembly.